AUGGACGUAGAGGAGACCCAAACCACCUCCAACACCAUAAGGUCCGAAAUCGCUAUUCCCAAAGCGUCGGCUGCACCCGUUGCCGCUCCAAGGACCAGGGUUAUGCGAACACCGCCAUCCGCCGAAGCAGUCACGGAGAUGAGAGAAAAGCAGCUAUUGGAGCCACAGGGGCCUCCAUGUUGCAGCCUGUGCCAUCGCCCACACGCCCUGAAACGAUGCACCAUUUUUAAGAGCAUGAAACCCGCUCAACGACAACAGAUUGCAAGAGCCCAUGGGCAUUGCAUGGCCUGCCUGGCAGAUGACCACGCCACCAUAGAGUGCUGGGCCGACGGCGCCUGUCAAUAUUGCCAGAGGCCCCAUCACACUCUAUUUCAUCGGUUUCCCCGCCGAGCCAAUCCGUCGGAAAGUAGCACCAACACCCGUACCAGACCUCGCAGCGAUCCUAUCCGGCGCCGACGACGCACCCAACCAAUCACCACACGUACACGGCCAUCUCCGCCACGCCACGCUCAUCGCCAUCGGCAACAACGACGCUCAACAGGGUUGAGCGCUGUACUCAGUACACUAUAA
Molecule: messenger RNA, 570 nt
Organism: Bactrocera tryoni
Lineage: Eukaryota; Metazoa; Arthropoda; Insecta; Diptera; Tephritidae
Exons: 1
Coding region: 1-570 (189 amino acids)
Source: RefSeq, a predicted model, not a curated record